AUGAUAAAUGAUAACAAAUUGAGACAAAAAGAAAUCAAACUUCUCCUCGAGACCCAAGAGAAAACAGAAAGUUCGCUCAUCGCGGCCUACAGUAACCGCAGCAGCACUUUCGCCGAAGCGCCGCUCUUUAGUGCCAUCAAAUUGGCGCUGGCAAAAGAAGAAGAAGUUCUCUCGUCGUUUUCGCCUCACUAUUUCGCGCAGGUAAAUCGGAGAAGGUCCCCAUUAUUUGGAGCAAAAGCUGGGCUCCGUUCGAAAACGACGCCUUUCUAUUUUUAUCGAUUCAUUUUUCCUUUCCGUUUGAAAUGCCUUUUUUGGAUGAUAACAAAAGAAAUCUUAAUAAAAUAUAGAUCAGCCUUCAUUUUCCCAAAAAUAAUAAGAUGAGUGACGUCGCGAACUUGCGCAGCGUGAGCACUACAAUCUGGUCUCUGCAUGUUAUUUGGGAGAAAUCUAAGAAGACGUCAACUUAUCUUCCCACCAACUGGGAAAAUUCUCUGCCAAAAACAGAAACUAAAAAAAUCUUUCAUCCUUUAUUUUUAAUAAAGAAAAAAAGGAAGAAAAAUUGGCAGUACGCGUGAAUUUCAUAUGAAGAAAUGCUUGCUGAACAAUCCAAACUUUCUAUUUCCACUCAGACAGCUGAAAACGGAGAGAACUUUCGCGAAAAAUAACACCGAGGAAACUUUAAUCUGAAGAAUCGUCAAGUUUGUAUGAAAAAAAGCGAUAAAUAAAAAGAUCAUUUUUUAGAAUAUGCAAAAGUUUAUGAUGAAUAAAAAUAAAAUAUAAAAAGGCCUUGAAGAAAUCCACGUUUUAUACGAUAUUAAACGAUGCAAAACGGUAUUAUUUUUACAGAAAAAAAAAUCCCGCUCUUUUCUUCCGUUUCAAACUCUGGGAGAAGUAUUGGAAACGGGGAUGUGCGAUGAUAAUUGACAAUUAAUCUGGAAACGCACGUAUCAUCCCUCGCCGUUUCCAGGAACAUUUAUCAAAGCUCAAGCAAUUAUGUCCUGGAAAUGUGGAAGAGAAUGGACUAGAAUCGACGAAAAAAGGACGAAACGAUUGAGAAAAUGGCGACAAUGACGAGAAGGAGGAGAAGAUUGAAGCAAACGAUGAGUCAGAAGGAAUCAAUUUCAACAACGAUCAAAUCAAGGAUUUCGUUUUGGUCAAUGUUCUGAUAAAAAUAGAAAGGACGAUGGGAAACGUAACGUAUCACGAGCAACAGUUAUACGAAACUGAAAAAGAGAAAAACGAUAAGAUCUUUUUUUGUGCAUUUCAUAACGAAAUUCUUCAAUACUUCGAAAACAGUAAAAACAAAAACUAUAUAAGUUUUCGUUAUAGUUUCAAAACGCGUGAUAUUAUUUUAUAUUAUAUACUUUGCUAAUUUUCCAAAAAUCUAUCUCGCCCUAGGGAUCAAUUGACAGAAGUUUAAAUAAUUUUCUUCGAAUCGAACAAGCAAAAAUGAUGAAUCGGGAUGAUCGAAAAUCAGAAAACUUGCUUUUUUUCUCAAUACGAAGGUUUUUGUAGGUCUAUACAAAUUUUAAGAGAUAAUAUCUGAAGCAAGACGAAUGCAAUAAUCAAAUUAAAUGAGACUGAAAAAAAAUGGAAUAAAAAAUAUUAGUCAAAGCUGAAAUAAAGUUACUUUUCCGGAGCGAGAUUAUUAAAUUUUCCCGAGAUUUUUGUCGUUUCUGCAUUGAACGCACAAUGAAAAAAGUUCUUAAAAAACCUGGAUGGGCUGGAAAAAAAGAGGAUGGAAAGCUUGGCGGUUGGCACAAACGGACGUUGCAGAAUACCGUGCGAACAUUGCGCGACGAGAGAGCACGCGUUUCGCGGAGUGCGCAGAGAAGUGCUCACGGCGACAGGCGCAAUUUUCACAUAUUUUACAUGAGCGCAUCGAGCAUUUUCCCCUUUUACGGUUCCUUUGCCGCCACUCGAAAGCAUCUUUCUCGAUUUCGUGGGAGACGGCGUCCUUUUCGGCACCCGCGAAUUCCAACUUUUUCCGGUUGAAAGAAUCUCACAAGGUUUCCGUGGGUGGAUACGUCACUGAUGGUUAGUUACUAAACAUGUGAAUUUAUCGAUGGAUUCAUUGUUUACAGAUUAUUUGGCGAGAAUUGGACAGUAAGAAGGGGUAAUUUUGCAAGUGAGUUAGUUUCUCUGCGUAAUCUGGCGUGCGGAAUCUUGAAUUUUGUAGAAGAAGAUGAGAAGUAUGAUAUAAGUAAUUAAAUGGAAAUGAUACUGUGUUCAAAGUUCUUAAAAACUUAUAGCAAAGUUUGAAUAAUGAUACCAUUUCAAACUAGCCAUAAGUGCAAGUUUAUUUCAAGAAAGCGAGAUUAUUGGAGUUAAUUAGAGUAGGAAUGAUAAAGUUAUUUUGAGAAAAGAAGUGAUGAGAUCUGGCAGGCAGACCACCUGGAUUGAGCAUCAGAAAACACGAAAGAGCGGCCGCCGACUGACACAAACCGUUUCAGGUCCGUCGCGGCGGUCGAAAAUAGAUGCGCCGAUUCGAUGACAACUUCCGAAGAGAGCAUGACAGCGGACAACGGCUGUCCACACGGCAAACCGGGCUCCCGUUCUGCCGCUUCUUUCCGCGAAAGUGCAAUGAGUCUGGGGAUUCUCAUGGAAUCAGAGGUUUUUAUUCUCGAAAAGAAGCAUUUUCCAGAAAACCACUUGCUUUUAAAGACAAGAAAUCGUAUAUCAGAGCUCUGACAAAAAUUUGUCAGUCGGAAAAAAUAUUUUUCCAAUAAAUGUCUGAAAGAUUGGAGUGACAAGGAAAAGUAACUUGAGAGCCAUGAUUCAUUUCUGAAAGAUUGAAAAACAUGUUUUGAAUUAUUCUCGAACAUAAUUUCUUUCUCGAAAAUUUAAAAGUUGAAAUAUUUGAUUGAUGCAUGGGAUUCUUGAAACUGAUUGCAAAAUUUCGGAAUUUUUCUGUUGAAAUUAAGAUACCCAUCAAGAUUUUUCCAAAAGUGUUAAACGUUUCCUGGAUUGGUUUUGAACGAAAUUUUAAGAUAUUGGUCGUUUCAGAAGCUUAAAAAAAUCAAUAUUGAUAAGAAAAAUAGUGUGAUUCCCAUUUCUUACAAAAACUUUGAAAAAUAAAAUCUGAAAACACAUUUUGACCGUCGGGAGGUGGUUUUGACGAUCAUAGAAGCAAUUUUCAACCAGUGGCUAGUUUGUGAGUUUACUAUAGGAAAAUUUUUGGUUAGCCGUUCUUUGAUAAAUGUGCUUCUAGGGCCAGAAGUUUUCUGAGAAUCGAAUAAUGACUGGUCGAAAUGCCUUGUAGACGUGCUCGGGGUGGAAAAGCAGGUGAAGCUGCGGGAAAACGAAGACGUAAGCGUUGUCGGUUGGUUAAUUGGCAGCUGUUUGUGUGGAGCAUGGCAGCGAUAAUCUGCCGUGCCCCAAUAUGUACUCGUCCUCAGGUAAUUGUCUCCGAAAAAAUCGUCUUGAAUUGUCUAAUUACCGUGUAGGCGCCUGGAGGAGCACGGCCAGGUGAAGGGCUUAUCGCGGUUUUGUGCAUUUCGGGCCAACAAUUCCCUGCUCGAGGUCACACGCCAGACGGAAUGCGCUAA
This is a messenger RNA of Caenorhabditis auriculariae, 3548 nucleotides long. NCBI's taxonomy places the organism in Eukaryota, Metazoa, Nematoda, Chromadorea, Rhabditida, Rhabditidae. The record is from the annotation of a GenBank genome assembly.